Molecule: messenger RNA, 985 nt
Organism: Triticum aestivum (bread wheat)
Lineage: Eukaryota; Viridiplantae; Streptophyta; Magnoliopsida; Poales; Poaceae
Product: MADS-box transcription factor 29
Exons: 6
Coding region: 82-729 (215 amino acids)
Biological process (GO): regulation of DNA-templated transcription
Cellular component (GO): nucleus
Molecular function (GO): protein dimerization activity; DNA binding; DNA-binding transcription factor activity
Source: RefSeq, a predicted model, not a curated record
UCUUGUUGGUGCCGCGACUGACUGACCAGUGUCUUCUCCUUCUGCUCGCUCGUCCGCUCCAGGGUUGCCGGAGGAGAGAGGAUGGGGCGCGGGAGGGUGGAGAUCAAGCGGAUCGCCAACGACGUCUCGCGGCGGGCCACCUUCGGCAAGCGCAGCGCCGGGCUGCUCAAGAAGGCGCGGGAGCUCGCCGUGCUCUGCGACGUCGACCUCGGCGUCCUCGUCUUCGACGGCGCCGGCGCCGGCAGGCAGCUCGACUACUGCAGCCCCAACACCAGUUGGAGUGACUUAAUCGAGCGCUACGAGAGCAUAAAUCAUGGUGAAUAUCAGAAACUGUUGGCGGAUAUCGCAACGUUGAGGCAUGAGCGUGACCACCUGGAGGCCAGCGUGAGGAGGCAGGCCGGAGAAGACCUGCCCUCCGGCGCAACCGCGGCAGAGCUCCGCGAUCUGGAGCACAAGCUAGAGUGUGCACUGGGUAAAGAUAAACUGAUGGAGGAGCAGUUGGACGAAUCACACCACAGGGUGCACAUCCUGGAGGACCAAAACAGCUUUCUUCGCCACAUGGACAUGAUGAGCGAGGAGGGGCGGCAACGUGCUGCCGUGGAGGCGUCAGCGGAGGUGUCGGAGCUCAUAGCGCCGGUGCCACCGGGAACGCUGUUCGGGGGAUUCUUCCCGGAGUUGGAGGAGGAGGAAGCAGCGACGACCAUUGUGUACUGUUAUUUUCCAGAUUGAUGAGUAGAAGGAGAUGACAGACUGACGGAACUAGACGGAGGUUAAUUUUAGCUAUUGAAGAAUCUAGCCAGUAAAACUUACUAGUAGCAGGCCAGUAGUACUUACUUUCUGAGGCCAUAUGUAUAGUUAACAAGCAGUAGCAGACGCCAGUGUUUUGCCAACGCCAUAUGUACACGCAUGUGUCCCGUUUUGGCUCCGCAUGAUUUCCCGUGUGGGUAGCACUUCCGCAGCUGCUAUCACGCUGGUUCAUAUGAAA